AUGGCGGAUUCAGAAACCAAGCCAGCUGUGGUCUGCGUGUUCUGUGGCUCAGGAUCCGGCAAGAACCCAAUCCACAUGGAAGCAGCACGAAUCCUAGCCGAAGAGCUGCACAAGCACAAAGUGAAACUUGUCUACGGCGGCGGCACAACCGGCCUAAUGGGCGAAGUAGCCCGCACCCUGGUCAAGCUCUCCGGCCCUCAAGCUGUGCACGGCAUCAUCCCUCGCGCGCUGGUGAAGGUAGCAACGGACAGCGGCAUGCGCGAGCACCAGAACGGCAACACAGAGUCUGGCGGCAAGACAGCCGAGCGAGUCAUCUCCGAUUCCACUGAAGAGAAUGGAAUCCCCGAGUCCGAGUACGGCAUGACCACUGUCGUUCCUGAUAUGCAUACACGCAAGCGUUUGAUGGCGACUAAGGUGCUGGAAGGUGGGCCUGGGUCUGGAUUUGUUUCGCUGGCUGGUGGAUUUGGGACUAUUGAGGAGGUUAUGGAGAUGACUACCUGGAAUCAGCUGGGAAUUCAUAAAGUUGGUGUUGUGUUGUUGAAUAUUAAUGGGUAUUGGGAUGGGUUGUUGGCUUGGGUGCGUAAUGCUGUGCAGGAGGGGUACAUCUCUUCAGACAACGGGGGCAUUUUGGCUGAGGCUAGGGACCCUGCGGAAGUCUUCCCUAAGUUGUUGGCUUAUCGAGUCAGUCAGGGUCGGAUGCGGUUGAACUGGGGACAGGAAUGA
Molecule: messenger RNA, 723 nt
Organism: Penicillium arizonense
Lineage: Eukaryota; Fungi; Ascomycota; Eurotiomycetes; Eurotiales; Aspergillaceae
Product: LOG family protein
Exons: 2
Coding region: 1-723 (240 amino acids)
Biological process (GO): cytokinin biosynthetic process
Cellular component (GO): cytosol
Molecular function (GO): hydrolase activity, hydrolyzing N-glycosyl compounds
Source: RefSeq, a predicted model, not a curated record